AUCGGCGUCGGCCACGGCGCCAGGUGCGGACACGGGGACGCAGGGUCUCUGGCGGCACCUGAGCCUUCCCUUGCCAAAUGUGAGUGGCAGAAGAAACUGACCCCCGAGCAGUUCCACGUCACCAGAGAAAAAGGAACGGAACCGCCAUUCAGCGGGAUCCACCUCAACAACAAGGAGCCGGGGAUGUAUCACUGUGUGUGCUGUGACGGCCCACUCUUCAGUUCUGAGAAGAAGUACUGGUCUGGCACGGGGUGGCCUUCCUUCUCGGAGGCACACGGCACAGCUGGCGCCGAUGAAAGCAACACCGGGAUCCUGAGACGUCUGGACACCUCGUUAGGAGCGGCUCGCACAGAGGUGGUCUGCAAGCAGUGCGAAGCUCAUCUGGGCCAUGUGUUUCCUGAUGGACCCGGGCCUAACGGUCAGAGGUUUUGCAUCAACAGUGUGGCUCUGAAGUUUAAACCAAGCAAACACUGACUAUCUCAAGAGGCCUAUCCACUUGCCAUUACUGCAGUUCCAUCCUCAAUAUGUGCAUAAGAAUAAUUUUAUUGUAGUUACACCGAAGCAAGGCUAAGCUCGCUACUGGCACCAAGAGAAUCACAGCCUAUCUUAAUAUUUGUUAGCUUGUUGAAUCAAGCUAACCCCGACUCCUGUUUGGGUGAGCAGUUUCAAGAAGCGGCAGAGGGGAGUUGGUGGCUUCUGUAGGCUUUACCCAAUACCACAGUACAUGACUCCUGGGGGACAGAGAGGGCCAACAGACUAGUAAGCCAGAAAGUUACCACAAAAUAUUCCUGAAGUUCCAUUUAAAAUCUUCAUGGACAUAUCUGCACGUGGGAUCAAGUAGAGAGAUGUAGGAGACUCAAUAUGGGAUCGGGGUCAUCAGUAAUCUUAGCUUUGACAGAGAAGCCAAAGAGUGGGAGAUGUGUUUUGGGAGUCACAUGUGAUUGGUAGGAUGCAGAACUUGGAAAAUUGAGGCUGUUUUGAACAUUCUAGCUCCUUUCUAUCGACCCACAUAUAAACCCCAAUGAAAAGUGAUAGUCACCCUUGUUCCUUCUGGAUAUAAACUUAGAAAUGUUCAAAUAAAGUGUUUACCAGAAUUUA
Echinops telfairi (small Madagascar hedgehog) is the source of this 1098-nucleotide messenger RNA. It is a transcript of the gene MSRB2, whose product is annotated as methionine sulfoxide reductase B2. The annotation marks the transcript as partial. Gene Ontology annotation, cellular component: cytoplasm. The transcript is spliced from 5 exons. Gene Ontology annotation, molecular function: peptide-methionine (R)-S-oxide reductase activity. Lineage: Eukaryota; Metazoa; Chordata; Mammalia; Afrosoricida; Tenrecidae. The record is from RefSeq and is a predicted model, not a curated record. Gene Ontology annotation, biological process: protein repair; response to oxidative stress.